Ipomoea triloba (trilobed morning glory) is the source of this 2895-nucleotide messenger RNA. Its product is annotated as TMV resistance protein N-like. Gene Ontology annotation, molecular function: ADP binding; ATP hydrolysis activity. Lineage: Eukaryota; Viridiplantae; Streptophyta; Magnoliopsida; Solanales; Convolvulaceae. Gene Ontology annotation, biological process: defense response. The transcript is spliced from 4 exons. The record is from RefSeq and is a predicted model, not a curated record. Bases 1 to 2895 code for a protein of 964 amino acids.
AUGAAUGUUGCAAAGUAUCCUGUUGGAAUUGACUCUCGUGUCAAAGAUAUACUUCAUUUAUUGCAAACUCAAAGAAAUGAUGACACCAAGAUGUUUGGAAUUUUUGGCAUGGGUGGUGUCGGAAAAACAACCCUUGCUAAAGCUAUUUACAACUUGAGUUUUCAACGAUUUGAAGGUUGUUGUUUUGUUGCAAACAUUAGAUCAAAGGUUGCGGAGGGUCACAAUGGUUUAGUUCGUUUACAAGAGAAACUUCUUUGCAAAACACUCAACAGAAAGAAACUUGAAAUAGAUAAUGUUGAUGAAGGGAUAAGUUUGAUUAAAGAAAGACUACGAUCAAAAAGUGUUCUUAUUGUUCUUGAUGACAUAGACGAUACUAGUCAACUAGAAUCAUUAGCCGGACAACGGAAUUGGUUUGGUCCAAGGAGCACAAUUAUAAUAACAACUAGAGAUGUUCAAUUGUUGAGUGACAUGGAAGCACACGAGAAAUACAUGGUAGAAACGUUAAGCCCUGAUGAAUCCUUCCAACUCUUGAGUUGGCAUGCUUUUGGUGUUCCUAUACCAUUAGAGGAGUAUAUUGAACUAUCCAAAAGGAUAGCAAGUUAUACUGGUGGACUUCCAUUAGCACUUCAAAUUAUAGGUUCUCAUAUGCGUGGCAAAUCAGUGCAAGAAUGGAGUGAUGAUGCGGAAAAAUUAAGAGGGAUACCUCAUGAUGAUGUUCAAAAAAUUCUUAAAAUAAGCUAUGAUUCACUUGAUGAUGAUACUCGAAAUAUCUUUCUUGAUAUUUCUUGUUUUUUUAUUGGGCACAACAAAAAUGACACUUCUAUGAUAUUGGAAGCUUGUGGUUUUUAUGCUAAAAGUGGAAUCAGAAUUUUGAUUGAAAGAUGCUUGUUGACAAUAGAUAGAUUUGGAAAGUUUGAAAGGCUUCAGAUGCAUGAUUUAGUACGAGAUAUGGGAAGAGAAGUUGUUCGAAAAGAAUCUCCACAAGAGCCGGGCAAGCGAAGUAGAUUGAUUGACCCAAAGGAAGUCUUUGAUGUUCUUCACGGGAACAAGGGCACGGAUGCAAUUCAAGGGAUGAUUGUAAAUUCUAAGAUGUUAAAGGAUGGGCCUUUCAGUACGGAAGCAUUAGAAGGGAUGAAAAAUUUACGGAUACUCAUAUUGAAUGGUGUGUGUCUCAGCGGAUCUUUUGAAUAUUUAUCCAAUGAGAUUAGGUUGUUUAGAUUAUACAAUUGCCAUUUGAGUUGCAUGCCAUUUAAUAUUCGCUGUGAGAAACUUGUUGAGUUAGACAUGGAAGGUAGCAAUAUCAAAGAAUUCCAAUGCAAUAUGCAGCAUUUUAGAUGCUUGAAGAUCUUAAAGUUUGAUUAUUGUAAUCUUGAGAAAACACCAAACUUCAUUGGGGCACGUACUCUUCAAAAAGUGUCCUUUGUGGGUUGUUGGAAUUUGGUCAGGGUGCACCCAUCAAUUGAACGUUUGGAGAAACUUGUUGAGUUAGAUUUCACAUUUUGCCAGAAACUCGAGGUUCUUCCAAGUAACAUUUGCAAGUUAAAAUCACUUGAAGUUUUGAAGUUAUAUGAUUGCUACAAACUGGGGGAGCUUCCAGUUGACUUGGGAAAGUUAGAGCAACUAAGAGAUUUAUUUGCUGGUGGAACUGCCAUCUCACAUAUACCAUUUUCUUUGGGAUGUUUGAGAAAUCUAAGGGAACUGGAUCUGCAUCAGUGCACUGAGAAAUCAGGUGAUGGUGCAAAUUUGUGCUCCUGGGAAGUUAUUGGGAAUUUGACCUCAUUGGAAUCUUUAAAUUUAUCAGGAAGAAGUUAUCUUCAAAGCUUACUCUUCCGCCUUUGUCAUCUUUCAAACUUGAAAUGUCUCCGCUUGGACGAUUUGCAAAAUCUUAAAGAACUUGUAGAACUUCCUUCUAGUUUGGAGGUACUCUCUGCAAUUAAUUGUGUCUCAUUGAAAAAAAUAACAGUUGUAUCAAACUUGAAGAAACUUUACUGGUUGGAUCUUGAAAACUGUGAAAGUUUGGUUGAGCUUCCAAACAUGGAGACUCUUUCAUCCUUAUCAAUGCUUUGCAUAAGGAAUUGCAAUGCUUUGAGUAUUCCUGACAACUAUUUGCAAGAUGAAGAUCUUCCAAUUGCUCAUAGGAGUCUGUCAUCAUUUAAAGAAAGAGAUUUAAUGGGAAGAUAUUAUCUUCAAAGUUUACCAUGCCAUCAAUAUUCCAAUUUGAUAUGUCUCAACCUGAACAAUUGGCAGAAUCUUAGAUCACUUCCACAACUUCCUCCUAAUUUGAUAGAACUCUAUACAAUAAAUUGUGUCUCAUUAGAAAAAAUAGCAGAUCUAUCCAACUUGAAAAGACUUCGAUGGCUAUAUAUUCAGAACUGCAAAAGAUUGGUUAAGCUUUCAGGCUUGGAGGGUAUUUCAUCCUUAUGUGGUCUUGGGAUAGCAAAUUGCAGUAGUUUGAGGAUUCCUCCGAUUGAAAAGUGGUUCAAGGCACCUUCUAAAGGUGAUAGUGUCCAGAUUGCGAUUCGAGUGGACGAAGGAGAGAUAUUCUGCGAUUUUCCUUCAAUGAUUUCAUUCUGUGAACGCGAUGAUGAUUUAAUUGAUAAUUAUGUAAUUGAUGGUUGUACUUUGAGCGUGAGAAGCAAAAGCAGUGGUGCUUGGAUUCUAAAGGAGCACAGUCAGAUCAUAUAUAUUCAUCAUUUUGAGGUUCCAACAAUGAUGGGAGAAGUACUGGAGGUGUAUGUAGAACUCCAUCCUUUGCAGAAGAUAUAUUGUUUAGCUGAAAUACAUAGAAACAGAGAAGGGGAAGUGCGUGUCUUUCCAUCCACGAGGGGAUGCAUUCCUUCCUAUAAGGAAGAAGAUGGAGAGAGGAAGAGGAAAAGGAAGGUGCAGAUAGGUUGA